Messenger RNA from Acanthopagrus latus (yellowfin seabream), 1227 nucleotides. RefSeq lists its product as uncharacterized. The transcript is spliced from 4 exons. Bases 316 to 1227 code for a protein of 303 amino acids. Lineage: Eukaryota; Metazoa; Chordata; Actinopteri; Spariformes; Sparidae. The record is from RefSeq and is a predicted model, not a curated record.
GCCAGCCAAUAGCCUGCAUGUGGAAGUUUGUGGAAGAGUGGCGAGAUCAUCAGGUGACAUUUACACCACCCAGACCCGUUCACACUUGUGUCCUACGGUGAGCGCACGAAUCCGGACGCGGUGACUGACGAGCGCCAUCUACUGCUUUACAAAGUGCCGGGCCACCGUGCGUCUGCAGAACCACUUCAGUGUUCUUUGGCAUCGCUUCACCAAGUCUCUGGAACUUUACUGGAUGGAUGAACACCUUUCCUCCAGAAUACUGAGUUAAAUCUCCCACAGUUGUUCAGGUGUAUUUAGACUGUGAAGAGAAACCAAAUGGCUAACAGAGACUCGAACAAGCUAUUGGCUGCAUCCUUCCAGGAAGAUGAAACAGUGAACUUCACAACCCUGCAGGCUCUUUUACGCCACAUGGUUGGGCAGGUAGAGGAGAUGAAAAGUCAGCAGGUAGCCCAACAACUUGUGGUUAAUCAGACCGCGGAGGAUUUGCGAUCGCUGAAGGAAACUCUCCAGAAGUACCCGGACCCAGACCAACUCAGGGAGGAAUUGCGUUCUCUGAGGGAAACGCUUGAGAAGUUUCCGGACCCAGACCAACUCAGGGAGAAACUGUCAUCUGUGAUGGAAACUCUCCAGAAGUGUCCAGACCCAGGUCAAUGCAAGGAGGAACAGGAUGAGACCCCCAGCCUUGUGGAAAUUGAGAACAAGAUCAAAUUUCUGUUCCAUCUCCAUGAACGGCUGCACGAGGAAGUGAAAAGGCUUGUCUGUAAAGAAAUGGUGAGGGAUACAGAGAAUGUCGAAGCGAUGUCCAGUGUGCAGAAUGCAAUCCUGCAGCUUCAACGUAAAGGACAGAGCAACUUCGACAAACUCAACGAGGACACACAGAACCUGGCAGGCAAAGUGAGCCAUCUGCAGUCUGACUUUGUGUCGAAGCUGUCCAAACUCACCAUUCAGGUCGAUUCCAAGGUGGCCAGAGCUGAUGUGGACUCAAUCCUCAAAGAGCACGAGAGGCCUCAGGAAGCGGACGAUGCUGCUGGUUUAAGUGACAAACCGGUUCUCAAACACAUGCCAAGACCACCCUGGAUGCAAAAGCCCUCAUAUCCCAGAUUCCCCCCUGUCAAGACCACCGGUCAACCAAGUUCAUUUACUGUUCCUGCUCCGGAGCAGUGCAACAGGAACCAGGAUGCAAAAACCCUGAGCCACAUACAUGAGUCGGGUUCUGGCUCAGGCUAG